Molecule: messenger RNA, 1415 nt
Organism: Bicyclus anynana (squinting bush brown)
Lineage: Eukaryota; Metazoa; Arthropoda; Insecta; Lepidoptera; Nymphalidae
Gene: CycH
Product: cyclin-H
Exons: 1
Coding region: 127-1104 (325 amino acids)
Biological process (GO): DNA-templated transcription; regulation of transcription by RNA polymerase II; regulation of cyclin-dependent protein serine/threonine kinase activity
Cellular component (GO): nucleus; transcription factor TFIIK complex
Molecular function (GO): cyclin-dependent protein serine/threonine kinase regulator activity
Source: RefSeq, a predicted model, not a curated record
UUCAAAGUUUUACGUUAGCAGCGAGCUGGAUUUGAGUAUUUUAAAUUUCAACUUUAUUUAUGUUGUUAUGGUGGUUAUUACCAGAGAUAUUUACUGAUCAUUUAAGUAAUUUGACACAGUUUUAAAAUGUUUUCGACCAGCAGUCAGAGAAAAUUUUGGACUUUUAGUGACGAAACUGAACUCGCUAGCCAUAGAGAGAAACACAAUUUGGAGUUCAUAGCGAAACACGGGCACCAUAUCGAGGAAUACCAACGCUAUAACUUCUUCCUAUCACCAGAGGAAGAGAGGCUGUUACUGAAGCAGUACGAGCUGCAUUUGAAAGAGUUUUGCAAGAGAUUCAUGCCUCCGAUGCCCAAAGGAGUCGUCGGUACCGCAUUUCACUAUUUUAAAAGGUUUUAUUUAUACAAUUCCACUAUGGAUUACCAUCCAAAAGAAAUUUUAGCUACGUGCGUGUAUCUGGCGUGCAAAGUUGAAGAAUUCAAUGUGUCCAUAAACCAGUUUGUCGCUAACAUAAAAGGUGACAGAGAGAAAGCUUCAGACAUUAUUCUGAACAACGAAUUGCUAUUAAUGCAGCAGUUAAAUUAUCAUUUGACCAUUCACAACCCUUUUCGUCCGGUCGAAGGGUUCCUAAUUGACAUAAAGACUAGAUGUUCACUUGCAAAUCCUGAGCGCUUGCGUGGUGGUAUUGACGAGUUUUUGGAAAAAGUUUUUUUGACUGAUGGCUGCUUACUCUACGCGCCGUCUCAGAUCGCUCUGGCGGCCGUGCUCCACGCGGCGAGUAAAGAACAAGAGAACCUUGACAGCUAUGUCACCGACAUGCUAUUCCAUGACGCUGGAUCAGAUAAACUAGCCACGCUCAUUGAGGCGGUACGGAAAAUACGGUCUAUGGUCAAAAUGGUGGAAAGUCCAGCACGAGAGAGGGUACGAGUCAUAGAGAAAAAACUGGACAGGUGUAGGAACCAAGAGAACAACCCUGACAGUGAGAUUUACAAACGACGUAUGCGGGAAGCAUUAGAUGAAGAUGACAUGCUGCAGACAGGAAGUGGGAGGAUGUCUCUCGACACUAGUGGAAUCACACAAGUCCUUUCGCCAUCGGCUUCAUAAAUGUUUAUUAUUUACAUGAAAAUGCCUGAUUUCAUGAUACCUUCAUUCAUCCAUGUCACUUCGAUACAAACCUGGCGGGAACAGGGAUAUUUGUAUUUAUUUAGUAUUCACAGUUUUUUUUACACCUUUCUAGUAAAUACAACAUGAAACUGUUCUGAAAAUAGGAAGAUUAUGACAGCUGUUGGAAUACUUAAUUAGUUGCACUGUGAAACAUUUUGAAAUGACUGAAUACUAGAAGCUUUUAAUUGAUAUAUGAAGCCUUUAAUAAAAACUAUUGGACAUAAUAAUAUUAACACUUGUUUUUAUCUUCA